GUCUGUUAUAAUGAACACACUCAAAAUAACUAGGUUUGUUUUCUGCAAAGAUGAGUCUUCAUAAUCUUAUUGUUAUUGCCUUAUCACUGUUACCCACCUUAACAUGUGCCCAAAUAUUGUUUCAGGGAUUCAAUUGGGAGUCAUCUAAUAAGGAAGGAGGCUGGUACAACUUCCUCAAAAACUCUGCACCUAAAGAUCUAGCUAGUGCUGGAAUUACCCAUGUUUGGUUUCCACCUCCUUCACAAUCUGUGGCACCCCAAGGGUAUCUGCCUGGACGUUUGUAUGAUCUCAACUCAAAAUAUGGAAGUGUGGACGAAUUGAAAUCAUUAAUAAAGGCUUUCAAACGUAAAGGAAUUAAGCCAGUUGCAGACAUAGUUAUAAAUCAUAGAACUGCAGAGAAACAAGACGGCCGUGGAAUAUGGUGUAUAUUCGAAGGAGGGACUUCAGAUGAUAGACUCGACUGGGGACCUUCUUACAUUUGCAAAGAUGACACCGAGUACUCUGAUGGCACAGGCAAUCCUGACACAGGUAUGGCCUAUCCUCCUGCCCCAGAUAUUGAUCAUACUAACCCGAGAGUCCAAAGAGAACUAUCUGGUUGGAUGAAUUGGCUCAAGAAAGACAUCGGUUUCUCUGGUUGGAAUUUCGACUUCGUUAAAGGAUAUUCACCAAAGUAUAUAAAGUUAUAUAUGAAGAACACCAAGCCAACCUUUGCUGUUGGAGAAUUUUAUGAUGGAGACCUGAAAUUGAUAAUAGAAUGGCUUCGGGCAGUAGGAACUAGUAAUAUCACUGCCAUCGACUUCCCUACUAAAUUCAUCCUUCAAACUGCGGUGCAAGGGGAUUUGUCAAAACUAAAGGGCUCAAAUGGAAAACCACCAGGAUUGAUUGGGUCAUUUCCAAGAAAGAGUGUAACGUUCAUCGACAAUCAUAACACAGGGUCUACUCAGAAACAAAACCCAUUCCCGUCCGACAAAGUCAUCCAGGGUUAUGCUUACAUUCUCACGCAUCCGGGGAUACCUUCCAUAUUCUAUGACCACUUCUAUGAGUGGGGCAUAAAAGAGGAGAUAACUAAGUUAAGUGCAGUAAGGUCCAGGAAUGGAAUCAAACCAUCCAGCUCAGUGCGCAUUAUUGCCGCAGAUUCUGAUCUUUAUUUAGCUGAAAUUGGUAAGAAAAUAAUUACCAAGAUUGGCCCAAGGAUGAACUUGGGUUCCCUUGUCCCACCAAAUUUCAAGGUUGUUGCCUCUGGUAAAGAUUAUGCCGUGUUUGAAAAAACAAAUAAAAGAACAGGGGUACUAAUCGAUACCAAUGCUAACUAAACAUCCUUGGUGUUACUACUUAAUAAUGUAUUCAGUCCUAGCAAAAAAUAAUUAAGUAAAUAAUGUAUCAAACAGAAAUAUCAAAUGAGAAAAGUUAAGUCAAGGCAACAGUUCUUUAGCUAGUUAACUUUCCUUGGUAACUUUUUGUAUGGAACAGUUCUUUAUCAACUAUUUUAUGGUUUUGAAAGUAAUGUUUAAUGCAAAAUUGGCCGAUGCAUAAUGUCGUUUUUGA
This is a messenger RNA of Papaver somniferum (opium poppy), 1545 nucleotides long. Its product is annotated as alpha-amylase-like. The transcript is spliced from 4 exons. Gene Ontology annotation, biological process: carbohydrate metabolic process. The record is from RefSeq and is a predicted model, not a curated record. Gene Ontology annotation, molecular function: alpha-amylase activity; calcium ion binding. Lineage: Eukaryota; Viridiplantae; Streptophyta; Magnoliopsida; Ranunculales; Papaveraceae. Bases 51 to 1313 code for a protein of 420 amino acids.